This is a messenger RNA of Striga asiatica, 2901 nucleotides long. Lineage: Eukaryota; Viridiplantae; Streptophyta; Magnoliopsida; Lamiales; Orobanchaceae. The record is from the annotation of a GenBank genome assembly.
AAAAAAAAAAAAAAAAACAGAGGAAAAGAGAAGUAAAAAGGAACGCACUUGCUCUGGAUGUGUAGUCUAGGUUUGACUCGUCGCAUCCUUCGGAAACCUCACUUCCACACUCCGAAGACCCUGCGCGCCUCCAGCGGCAAACAGCAGUCGUCCACGGCCGCCGCAGCUUCUGCACGCUGAAGCUUGACGGGAGAGCACACGGAGAAUGCAGAGCUUGAGGGUUUUUCCCCGAAGCCCACCAGCAGCAAUCACAUCUGCUACAGCUUCAUUGCCUUUAUUCAAGUCUGCUUCUCUCCCAGUCAAUCGGAACAUGAAAUCAUCCAAUAGUUUUGUCCUAAAAGUCCCUCAACACUAUUGCAGGGCUUCUUUGGAAGCUCAAGAUGCUUCUCCCAGGGACUCCAAUCAACAGGUCCAUGGGCUGUCACAAACAGUUGUGGGUGUUCUCGGUGGAGGGCAACUUGGGCGUAUGUUAUGCGAAGCAGCUUCCCAGAUUGCCGUGAAGGUGGUAAUACUAGACCCAAUGGAGAACUGUCCCGCAAGUAACUUAUGCCAUGAACACAUGGUGGGAAGCUAUGAUGACAGUGCUACUGUUGAAGCAUUCGCCAAAAGAUGUGGGGUGUUGACCGUUGAGAUUGAGCAUGUUGAUGCUGCAACUCUUGAAAGGCUUGAACAGCAAGGGGUGGAUUGCCAACCUAAAGCUUCAACAAUCCGGAUCAUUCAGGAUAAGUACCUUCAGAAGGUUCACUUUUCAAGACAUGCAAUCCCAUUGCCUAAGUUCAUGCAGAUAGAUGAUCUUGAUAGUGCAAAAAGAGCAGGAGACCUAUUUGGUUACCCCUUAAUGAUAAAGAGCAAGAGGUUGGCUUAUGAUGGACGAGGCAAUGCUGUAGCUAAAAGUGAAGAUGAGAUUCCUUUGGCAGAGCUUUCUGUCAUUGUGGCUAGAGGAAGAGAUAAUACGAUAGUGUGCUAUCCUGUCGUGGAAACUAUCCACAGGCAAGAUGCUUCUUCUAUUGUAGAGAACAUUUGUCACAUUGUCAAGUCACCUGCAAAUGUAUCUUGGAAGAUCCUUAAACUUGCAACAGAUGUUGCCUACAAGGCUGUGAGUUCACUGGAAGGUGCUGGCGUGUUUGCGGUUGAGUUGUUUUUGACAACUGAUGGUCAGAUCUUACUGAAUGAAGUGGCUCCUAGACCUCACAAUAGUGGACAUCACACAAUUGAGUCCUGUUUUACUUCACAAUUCGAGCAGCAUUUAAGGGCUGUUGUUGGACUUCCACUUGGUGAUCCAUCAAUGAAGACUCCAGCUGCUAUCAUGUACAAUAUACUUGGUGAAGAAGAGGGGGAACCUGGUUUCAAUAUUGCGAAUCAACUUAUCGGACGAGCACUGAGGAUCCCUGGGGCAACAGUUCAUUGGUAUGAUAAACCAGAGAUGAGGAAGCAAAGGAAGAUGGGUCAUAUCACAUUAGCUGGCCCUUCUAUGGGUAUUGUUGAAGCUCGCUUGAAAUCCAUGUUGAAUGAAGAAGCAAAUGAAAAUCACCCUGCAGGUAGUUGUUCUACUGCAGAAUCACCACGAGUUGGAAUCAUAAUGGGCUCCGACUCUGAUCUCCCUGUUAUGAAGGAUGCUGCAAAGGUCUUAAGAGAGUUUAAUGUUCCGACAGAGGUAAGAAUAGUGUCAGCUCAUCGGACUCCAGAAAUGAUGUUUUCUUAUGCUUCAUCUGCUCGGGAGCGUGGUAUCCAGGUCAUCAUUGCUGGUGCUGGAGGUGCCGCUCACUUGCCAGGCAUGGUAGCUGCUUUGACCCCCUUGCCCGUGAUUGGUGUUCCUGUUCGUGCUUCUACAUUAGAUGGACUGGACUCCCUGUUGUCUAUUGUUCAGAUGCCAAGGGGAGUCCCAGUUGCAACUGUGGCAAUAAACAAUGCUACAAAUGCAGGUCUGCUGGCAGUAAGAUUGUUGGGAAUUAGUGACAUCGAUUUGCAAGCUAGGAUGGCCCAAUACCAAGAAGAUAGAAGGGAUGAGGUGCUGGUAAAGGGUGAUAAACUGGAAAAAGGAGGUUGGGAAGACUACCUCAAUUCAUGAGAGUUUUGGGUGCUUUUCUUUCCUGAGUCGACUUUUUUGUUUCCCCCAGCUUGUCUGACCAAGAACAAUAUUUGCGAGCCCAAUAAAUUGAAAAAGAUGCACAAAUGUUGAAGACUGAUUGAUAGCUGCUUAACUACUGAUUUUGGAUGCAUAGCAUGGAAAACUAAGGUCAGAUACGCCUUUCUAGCAGAUCAUUCAGCUCAAUUCGUAGGUUGCAGCUUUUUUUUUUUUUUUCUUUUGAUUGACUUCUUCAAUCUUUGUUUCGACCUGGAGUGUAGUAGUGUAGAUACUGCCCGUCUGGGGAUUUUGCAAAUAUUUUCUUCUGUAUUUUUUCUUUAAAGAGUGGAGAUCAUCAUGACUGAUCAAACUAAUGUAUCUGUGGUGUGUACCAAUUUGGUCUGCCUGUGCCCAUCCUGUUCUUCAACAUUGAGGCAUUUGGAAUGUGGCCAGCUGAAGAUACUUCUAAGUGGUAUCAUUUGAUUUUUCAGAAGGUGGUCUCAUUUACUCUUGAAUAAAGGGAUACAAUGGUAGUUUUGAUGAUAGUAUAAGUGAAUCAAGGAUGUUGAUACUUAGAUAAAAGGCAUUGCGGAUUUGGAUGAGAAAUGAAAAGAGAUGAUAGCCCAUAAUACUUUUAGAUGUAUGCUUUUACUGUAUAGAGCCACUUGGUGUGAACUAUCAGGUAUGUUUACGAAGAUUAUCUGGUAGAAUAGGCAGUUUUUCGUCAGUUUUGCCUUUCUAAAUUCAUGAAUAAAUGAAAUAGCAAAAUUUUGUUUUGUAUUAGUUGAACAUAUUACUCCCGAGAAAAAAUAUUGGUACUUAUAGAGUUAAAGAUA